CAAAAACUAACAUUUUUUUUUGAAUUGUGUAGGAAACUUUUAUAGACAAGCCGUAUGCAAACCUUAUUGAUAAAUUGACUCCGGAGCAGAAAACGGUCUCGAUAAUCUUCGGCGCUCAUGUGCCACUUCUUUGUAUGAACAAAAAGUGGGUGCACGAUCCGUGGACGCACUGUGGGAAGCAAGUUGAGGACUAUAUGCACAUUCUAUGCAUAGGAGAUGAUAAAACUAGAACCACAUGGAGGACUGGGGGGCAGCAAGAAAUUGGUUAGACCAUUUCAAAAAAGAUGUUGAAGCUUGGCAGAAGUUAAUGAGGCAUGUACCAUCGCCUCCUCUCGCCUCGUCUUCACAUGCUGCUGAGCCAUCUCAGUCCACCACUCCUCUCGCCUCUUCGCAUUCUCCUCAGCCGGAUCCUAGGAACCUUGGGGGUUCAUCUACAUCGCCUCCUCUCGCCUCGUCUACACAUGCAGCUGAGCCAUCUCAGUCCGCCACUCCUCUCGCCUCUUCGCAUUCUCCUCAGUCGGAUCUUGGGAACCUUGGGGGUGAUUCAGUCGAGCAAUUCUUCGAUCAACUUAAUUAUGCUAAUGUCCCUGAAGAUCUGAAUGGCGCCUCACAGCCCGAUAUUCAUCCCGAAUCCUCCACAGCUCCUUCACAUUCACCUUCACCUCCCCUCCAAGUUUCUGCAUCUCCAGAGCCAGAAUUCGUCACUCCUCCCCCCCGGUCCUUCGAAGGUCUAUGCGGGAGAGGAAGAUCCCUCGGUAUUUGAGGCCGCCCUAUACAGCAGUUCCUGAAACGUCUUGCAGAAAAAGGAAGUAGAGCUGCUUCAUUAUAUAGAAGAGAAGCAAAGGGAAGUCUCUCCGGUGAAGAGUCUGUGGCCCUCUUCUUGUAAAAUGCCAGCCACGUGCUUCUGAUCUUAUCAAACUUGUCUUUACAUUGUUGUGGUGAAAAUGUACUUCCUUUGUCAUGGACAGACUUACUGAUCUCUUCCCAACGUAGAUGACGAAGGUUUUCUUGUAAACCGGAGUCUUCUACCAUUUUGUGGCAUAGUUGGAAGAGUAUUGACACAUCGAGAAUAUUCCAAUGGGCUGGCAUCUACGAUAAAUAAACAAGACAAAAUCAAACUUAUGAAUAAGAUAAGGAACAAGAAGCAAGAUAAUGUCACAUAAACAAUCACAUAUAAAUUUAGAACCAAGUAAUCGAUCCUGACAGGGUCAGGAGAGAAACCUGCAAAACUAGUGCUCGGGAAAAUAAAAAUUGGUCGUCAUGGCAGAGCAAAACAAAUUGCUCCCACGGCCAAAGCACAUUCUGUGAAACUGCCAAAAGCAACCGUAAAACAACCUUAACAAAGACACUACAAAGAUCCACAGGACAAGCUUCAACCCUAGCUAGUAGUUCAGAAGCUAAAAACAUUAAAAACAGGGCCACUUACAAGAAUCUUCAAAGUCCAGCACCCACAGUUAACCUCUCAGCUAAGAUAGCCACACAAAAAGGAUGUUUCCUUCCUAUUACAACCUCUAAACAGCUUUCUAACAAACGAAAAAACUGCAAAAAAAGUGGCUAAACUUCGCUGAGGGUACUAAACCAUUGAAGACUCGUGUUCAUGGACCCAAAAACUAGAACUAGCGGCUUAUAGUAGAAAUUUACGAU
This is a messenger RNA of Erythranthe guttata (spotted monkey flower), 1644 nucleotides long. Lineage: Eukaryota; Viridiplantae; Streptophyta; Magnoliopsida; Lamiales; Phrymaceae. The record is from RefSeq and is a predicted model, not a curated record.